AUGCCUCUGUUUCGGCAGCCCGAGGUGAGACAGGAGAGGGAGAGCGAGGUGGAGAGAGAGAGGAUAAAGAGAAAGUGUCACCAGCGUGACUGUGACGAGGAAGAAGAGGAUGAGCCUUCGUCACUCAGGCGUCUGUGUCUCUUCAGCCUGGCGGCGAACAUGAAGGACGUGUGGACGCAGGACUACGCUCACAACUACAUGGAUCACUAUUUCUUCCGCUACGUCAUGGGGCCCUUCAGCCUGCUGCCGGGAGAUCUGAUCGAGGAGCUGCUGCGUGUCCUGUCUCAGAGGAAGCUCCUGUCUCGUGCGUCUCUGCAUCUUCUCCUGCUGCCGCAGCUACACACACUCUCCCUGUCACACUUCUGUAACCUCGUCACAGCCAACCUGUGCAGCCUGAUCUCUGUGCGCUGUCAGUCUCUAAAGUCCUUAGACCUGAGCGGAGCACAGAAUGUCUCCUCCGCCGCUCUGUGCUCUCUCCUGACUGACCUGUCCUGCCUUCACUCACUCUCUUUGGCCGGGUCUCUGUGUGACCGCGCCGUGAUCGCGAUGGUGGCCCGGCGGUGCUCGCAGCUCCAGCACCUGAAUGUUUCCCGGUGUCUUCACCUGUCCCCAGGUGCCUUGCUGCCCCUCGCACUGCAAGGUCCUAAACGUCUCACCAGCCUUGUGGCUCUGGAUAUAGGAUUAGGAGAACGCGAGGAGGACGGACCGUCUUCAGCUGCUGUCCUGCUGCUCAGUGUGUCCGGGCUGCAUCGUCUGGCGUUUGAGGGUCUCGGACACGCUUGUGUGAUCAUCCAGAAUCAGGAUUUUGAUCAGACUCGCGGAUUUACCACGAGCGAAGGUGUGCCUUGUCUCAGGGAAUUAUGGGAUGCAAGAUUUCAGAGCAAUGAUCAAAGCAAGUGUGAUGAUGAAGAGAACAGACUCACACUGGAGGAGAAAAUGGACAAAUCCUUGAGUUUGAAGGAAGGCAGAAGGAUGGACAAACCAAAGUUGCAGCUCCGAGAGGUACAGGGACUGACCCUCCACAGUCUGGAUGCCGUCAGCAGUUUGUGUCCUGAUCUUCACUCCAUAUCUCUAAACUGCCAUGAUGAUGAUGAUGAUGAUGAUGAUGAUGAAGUUUCCUCCCGGAGCAUCCGUUUGACCCGAGGUUUGGCUCGUUGGUCGAGUCAGCUGCGCUCUCUUUCAAUGCAGUUCUCCGGCCCACUUUCUGAACUGGUUCCUCCUCUGCAGGUUUGCGGUUCUUGUCUCCUGUCCCUCACUCUAGAGGGCGUCCAAACUGACGGGAACCUGCCUUUUAUUUCCCUUCUGCGUUCCUGCCCUAAACUCACCGCUCUCACCCUUUACAUCGAUCCUCCACGUUCCAACCGGGAACAGGAUGAUGAUGACGAUGAUGAAGAUUUUGAAGGCUGGGAUUUACCGCAUCUUCCUCACCUCCGCACUUUAACACUAAUUUUCUCAUUAGACGAGGGACGCAUAAAACCUGUUCUGUGCUGGACGUCCCUCAAGGUGGCGCUGUGGGCCCUACUAAGGGGCUCCGUCCAGCUCCGCACUCUAUCUCUGAUCGCCGCACCGUGUCGCCUGGACCCAGUGUUCAGACUGGUCCUGGACCGUCACGCCGAACCCUUGCGCCAACUCAGACACGUCAGCCUGCAGCGCUCUGACGUCACCAUGGAGACGACAACGCGGCUCGUGGACUCCUGUCGCUGCUUGAGCGCUCUGGAUGUCAGCGGGUGCUGGUCUUUGAGUCGAAGUGACAUCACGAAGUUACAGAGCCGAGCCAGGAGAAGGCGCCGUAAAGUCCAUAUCACAUGGACCUAAGGCUUAAAGGAAGUGCACUAGGAAUAUAUAAUAU
Clarias gariepinus (North African catfish) is the source of this 1849-nucleotide messenger RNA. RefSeq lists its product as uncharacterized. NCBI's taxonomy places the organism in Eukaryota, Metazoa, Chordata, Actinopteri, Siluriformes, Clariidae. The coding region runs from base 1 to 1815 and encodes 604 amino acids. The record is from RefSeq and is a predicted model, not a curated record. The transcript is spliced from 4 exons.